Porites lobata is the source of this 7741-nucleotide messenger RNA. The record is from the annotation of a GenBank genome assembly. Lineage: Eukaryota; Metazoa; Cnidaria; Anthozoa; Scleractinia; Poritidae.
GCCAGAAGUCGUGUCGUAGAAACAAAAAGAUGUCUCUUCCUUUCAAUCCUUCCACGGCUGUCCUACACAUUCGAAAGGUGAAAAUACUUGGAGUAAUUUUGCUUCUGUUGGUAACGGUUUAUUUGAUAACUUUAUUGCUGACGAAUGAGUGGAACCCAGGUGAAGUAUGGCUUGUACAUGUUAAAAUACAUGUAUUUGUUUAAUAACUAAAUCUGAGAAAAGGCUCCUUCAGCGUAAAGCAACCUCUUCACAUAAGAAAUAGUUCAUAAAAAUAAUAAAAAUGACUCUAAUUAUUGGUAAGUGCUGAUGAUGAGCAGUCUAAAAGUAAAAAGUGAGUAAAGCAUAUUUUUCGUCACAUUGAAUAUACAGAAAAGAAUACUUAGAACCAGGGGCAACCAACGACGGUUUUCUCCUAAACAAGUGCAUUGAAAACACUUUUUAGACUAUCCAGAGUACUUUUAGAUCUCUACAAAUGCAUUCUAAGCGGCGCUAUAAAAUUCGGUGAAUUUGUUCGGUGAUCUUUUCCAAACUACAAGGUCUUCAGUAUUAUUUUCCCGAAAAUUUUAGAUGAAAUUUGUAGUUUUACGAAAGCGAGCAUUUUCUGAUUCCUCUCCCCAUCGCCAAGCUCUAGAAAAUUCUAGGCAAUUUUUGCUUCUUCGAACAGAUAUUUUACAGAAAACAAUCGUUGGGUGCCUCCUAUAGAGCCAUGUAUUUCAAUCAUCAUGAUAAGGGAAAAACAACAGAAAACUUUGGUCUAUAUUUUCCGUGUGUGUUUUUAAGGGAUUUCAGAAACCCUUCCAACGCAAAAAAAAAAUCCUACUUGCAUUUGAAAAUGAACAAAUAGCUUCAGAAGAGGAUAUCAAUUAAAAGGCUUUCGAUAUUCUUCUCCGUAUUGUAAUGACUCUCCAUCACUGGGGAACACGGCUAAUCGUUUUCAUAUCUGUCAUGUUCAACACGAGUUCGUGAAAAAUUGGUAAUGUACACAAAAUAAAUUUAGAACAAAAAAGUCUCAAGUUAACACAUUUAUUAGACAACUGAUUGCAUGGACGGAUUUUAUUUUAUUUUUUUUCCGGUAAUCUUUUAUCACACUUGACGUGCAAUUCACCUUAGUCAAGACAACCAAACCUGCCGUAGGAUAUGCUGAAAAACAAGACAAGGUAAGUUGGGGUUUCAAAGGCAACAUGGUGAGUUAUUUACAGAAUUAUAUAAUAUCAUUACGGUGAGCUAUAAUUAGUCAUUGGUUAGCUACCAAAUCAUGAAAUUUUAAUAUUUGACAUUCAGAAUAUAUUGACAUUUCGAAAUUUUACGUACAGAAUAUUGAAAUUUUAAGUUUUGACAUUCUAAAAAAAAAUUCAAGAUUCUCCAUUACAAAUCUUGAAAUGUCUCAAGAUUUUGAAUACCAAUUAGUGCUUUAAAUACAACAUUGACAUAAAGUGUAUUUUUUUACCCACACAGGCUGAACAGGGCAUGAAACAAGCAAACUAAGUCGGAUCAUUUUACGUUUCUGGGAAACUUUCCACCUAUCCCUCCCCUAAACCAAUAUUUUGCCUUAAGUGAGAAGUAAGUGUUAAUGUUGGCUUAGGGGAGGGGUAGGUGGGCAGUUUCCCAGAAACGUAAAAUGAUCCACAAAGUCUUCUACCUACAACUCCAGCCGGUCCGUACUACCUUUACCAUGGCUUAAUUCUUUAGUAUAGCUAAGACUUUGUCCACACGAAUCCAUUUAAAAGACAUUAAACGAUCUCGUUAACAAAACGAUUGUUAGAGAGGAUAAAAUCGUGACAGAUAAAUAUUUGCCUGCGUAGCAAGCGUUUCCGUUACGGAAUUUUCGGUUUUGGCCGCGCGAAACCGCACAGAAACGCCUUUGCUAUGCAGGCUAGAUAAACAUUCUCAUAUACUAUUAACACCUGUAAUAAUACGACGUGAUUUAACCUACCUUGAGUUCUUUUUCGGCAAUGCCUGCAGUUUUAUCUACUUCGGGCAAGGUCCUGACCACUUCAACAUCUAUGGAGGAAGUAAAUACCUCUUAUUAGCCGAGUUUUCGGUCCGCACUGUAAAUUACGGAUCCUCGUUAUUUACCAUUUUUUGGCCCAGGCGCAAUAAAUCGAUGGAAAAAACGAGGCGCAGUACGGGACCGAAAAACGAGGCUAAUAAGAUGUUUAUUAUAUGGCUUCUUCCUGUUUGGGGACCGUAAACAAGUGCAGGACGCACGAUUUGACAGUCAUUUGACAGGUGUCAAAAAGAAAGUUUUUAUUGGCGCACGAAAACAAUAUCACAUAACAAAGGCUUUCCGAGAAAGUAAAAACAAAUUCACCAUGUUAAAAAGUUUAUUCGGUCAAAACUAAGAGCACUGUAAGUUUUAGCUCCUUAGUGUAACGCUGGAGUAUUUUGAAAACCGCACACUGUGUCUGUCUAGAAGUCGUUUCCAUCUUUCCACCGUUUGUCCUUGUGAAAAAACACUGCAAAAGGCAAAGAAGCUUUUCAAGGUAAGUUUGUUGUCAUUGUCGAAGGAUUCGCUCGUUAAUUGUUUUUGUCUUUCUGCCAGUUCAUUCUCGUCUUCAAUGGUGAUCUGCGUUAAAAUUUUCAAACACUGACUAGAAUUCUCUUCCUCGGUAAGGUUACGAUUCAGUUUCUACAACAGCUUCCUUCUCAUUAAAACAAAGCUAGGGUAAAAUUUGGAAAGGCAAAGUCAACAUCUCAGUCCUCAGGGUUUACAUACAUAUUUCAAAGUUUAUUCGGUGGAAACUACGAGCACUGUGAGUAUUCACUCGUUAAUGACGCUGGAGUCUUUUGAAAACUGGACAUUAUUGUGUCUGGCUCGAACUCGCUUCUAUCUUUCUUUCGUUGGCCUUUGAAAAAGCACUGCAAAUGGCAAAGAAGCUUGUCAAGAUGAUCGGGUGCAGGUAUGUUUCUUAUCAUAUUUGUUGAAGGGAUUACUCAUUUUCUCCAUGGCAAAACGUCUCGAAUCUCUGCCAGUCGAUUUUCGUAUUCUUAACUGUGUACCACGAUAAAAUUUUCAAACGCUGACUAGAAUCCUCUUCGAUAAGAUUACGAGUUAGUUUCUUCAUCGCCUUCGUUCACAAAUAAACACAGUUUAAAAUGUUGAAGGCCAAAGUCAACAUCCAAGUCCUCAAGGUUGACAGGCGUCUUAUAACUUUAUUUAAACAUUUUUUCCGCGGUAAAGAGAUUUUGACCUCCAAAAUGAGCAUUUUUUUUUAACGUUUUGGUCCGUAUAGCAAGUUACGGACCGCAAAUUGACCAAUAGCAUGGCGAAAACAGACUCAACCAUAUAAUAAAGUCAGUUACAGGGACAACAAAGAUGAAAAAUAAAGAUUAUUAUCGAGUUAAAAUAAAGCCUCAUUUUAAUUGCAUUUUUUCACCAAUAGUGCGGACAAUGAAAUCGGCCAGCGGACGUCAAAUUUGCACAAAUCCUUGGCCUGCCGCACCCUUGGCGUUUUCUUGACAAGAGUCCUUGUUGAGUCAUCACCGCUGGCAAAUAUCAAUUCUGACAAGAGGACCGAGUACCGAGGACGACUGGGAACAGGCCUGCGAAAAUUCCGUAACGGACACGCUUGCUACGCAGGCUAAUAUUUAUCUGUCACGAUUUUAUCCUCUCUAACGAUCGUUUUGUUUGCGAGAUCGUUUAAUGUGUUUUGAAUGGACUCGUGUCGAAUUGGUCUCAACUAUACUAAAGAAUCGAUCAAAUGUCUGUACGAUCGAUCAGUUGUCCGUAAUCAACCAUGAUAAGCUGUCUCAAUUGAUCAGUUUUGCUAAUAAUCGAUCAGUUCAUUGUUGAUCAGCGUAAACUCGGCUUGUAUAAUCUACCAUUAGCUACCAUUGUGCGUAUUUUCAUUCAGUUGUCACUAAAAUCGAUCAGUAGUCAUUAUGAUCAACGAAUUGUGCGUAUUUUCAUUCACUUUUGACUAAAAUCGAUCAGUUGUUAUAUGAUCGAUCACUAGUGCGUAUUUUCAUCCAGUUGUGACUAAAAUCGACCAGUAGUCAUUAUGAUCAAUGAGUUGUGACUAAAAUCGACCAGUUUUUAUAUGAUCGACCAUUAGUACGUAUUUUCAUUCCGUUUUGACUAAAAUCGAUCAGUUGUUAUAUAUAUGACAAAUGAGUUGUGCGUAUUUUCAUUCAGUUGUUACUAAAAUCGAUCAGUUCUUAUACGAUCGAUCAGUAGUGCGUGUUUUCAUUCAGUUGUGUCUAAAAUUAACGGGAAAGGCAGGGUAAAAUUUUUAGUAGUGUCGACUGAUCUAUCGGUCGAUAUAGCGAUCGAUAGUCGGUCGACACUCGGUCGACACUCAGUCGAAAGUCGGUCGACACUCGGUCGAUAUAGCGGUAGAUAGUCGGUCGAUAGUCGGUCGACACUCAGUCGAUAUAGCGGUCGAUAGUUGGUCGAUAGUCGGUCGAGACUAGGACGAUAGUCGGACGACACUCGGUCGAGACACGGUCGAUAGUCGUUCCAGAUAUGUCUCGGCCGAUAUGGCUUUUCGUUCAUCGAUACUUCACCGACACUUCACCGAUGUAUCGGUCAGUAAUUGGUCAACGCUCGGUCGAUGGUCGGCCGACACUUGGUCGAUAGUCAGAAGAUAGCAAGAAUACCUUAAAGAAUUCAUGUGGAGACGAUGGCAUGGUGAGCCUCACCCCAAUGGCUGUUUUGGUCGACUGAUGCAGGACAUUGCAGAACAGUAUCCACUGUAAAUAGAAAUCAAUGACCUUCGUUAGCUAGCAUUUCUUACAUUUUUUUGGUUGGAAAACAAGAAAUUAGAAAACAUUUCCUAGCUUGAGUAUUGGUGUUAACGCGGCGCAUACUGUUUUCCUUUUAUUGGAUAAUCAAAGGUUACUUACCAUUCAAUAUUAAUUUCUGUUACGCAUGGCCGUCUUUAUUUUGAACACAAUAUAUAUAAAGCGAGAGGACAGAGCAAAAGGACAGGAUAAUGUAAUGAGAACGUAUGAGUAUUUUCCUAGCUGUAAAUUGAAAUCAUUCCCACAAUAAAUGAAUGUGUUCAGUCUGCUGGAUAUUGUGUCACCUUCCUCGGCGCAUUAUCAGCGUGUUCUAUCAAUAGCUGAUCGUUAAACAAAGGACUGUUCCCGUCUUCAAUGCAGAAAUAUAUAAGUUUAAUUUGUGGUCUCCGCACAAGCGAGAACUCGGCGUGAUGAAACAGGUCAAAGCCCAAUAAUAAAAGAUGUGCAUUCCUCGCUCUUAAAGCAUGUCAUGAACUGCCCUUCCUAUUCAUUAUCCGUCCAAUUCGGGACUGCGGGAGCAGUCGUUUCUCUCUUCCAUCUUUAAGUAUUCUUCGACUGCGGGACCACAGAAGCAGCAGAUUCAACUUAGACUCUGACAGGUUCUGUUUAACAGCCAAAAAUCAGACGAUCGGUGAUGAUACAAACUGGCAAAAAAAAGGUAACCAUGUCCCUAGUUUCCAGUGCCCUUCGGUUCGCUUCAUAGAGUAAUUGCGCCUCGCACUGCCACAUGUUCCUCCAUCUCAUGAUAACAGUAAUUAACGAUGUCAUUGCUUAAAAAAGAAAGCCAUUGGACUCACCUGCUAAAUUAACACACGACUGAUAUUCGACCGACAGUUGACCGAUAUGUCACCGACAUAUGACCGAUAGUCGGUCGAGGUGCGUCGUCGAAAUAUCGACCGAUACUCGGCCGAUAGUCUAUCCCACGAUCGACUGACUAUCGACCGACUGUCCACUGACUAUCGAUCGACUAUCGACCGCCGACCAUCGAACGCUAUAUCGACCGAUAAAUCGGUCGACACUACCUACAGUAAACAACAUCUAAUUUUUAAAGAAAGAAAACAGGGACUAAUUUAUUUAAAGUUGAUCGAAAUCCAGGAAGCAGAUAUUGAGAGUAAUAUUCUUCUCACAGUACCCUGCUAGCAAUGGUUUCUCCAGGCCGGACGCUGGAGAAAUCACUGCUCGCAGCGACCAUGAAGAUGAAAUGUUGUUACAGUAAUGAAAUUGUGAAAGAUUGAUCGGAAAUUUUAAAAGUGCGCGAAACUAAAGCUAUUCAGUUUUCUAGUUUUCUUCUAAGAAUGUCUGGAGUAUGUCGAGAAUUCUGGGCUAAAAUGAUAGAAGGUAAAAUAUACACAAUUGACCGAUUUUAGUCACAACUGAAUGAAAAUACGCACAACUGGUAGACUGUACAAGCCGAGUUUACGCUGAUCAAUAGUAUAGUACCCGAUAACUGUUAGAUAAUAAACUGAUUGAUUAUUAGCAAAACUGAUCGAAAUUUGAGACAGCUUACCAUGGUUGAUUACGGAUCAUAUACAUCGAUUUAAACACGACGGAUUACCGAUUGAUGAUAUGCCGGCUGAUCGAUAUUACGUAUCUGGUAGAAAAUUAGCACAAUAUAGUAAUAUUUUAAUUGAUCGAUAACUGGUCGGUAAACCCGAUCCGCAAAACUGAUUGAUUGGAGUUCAAAGUAAACUAUUAAGAGAUUGUUCUUAAUAAUGACGACGAAAAAGCAAUAAUGAAAGGAUCAUGAGUCCUUCUUUCUGAUUUUCAGCGCUUAUAUCCAUGAUUCAGAACAGAAAAAGAUUAAAAAUUUAUAACCAAUGAAAAAAUAAUUUCGAGACAAACGGCGCGCCAUACAUUUUUUUUUACCCCUCCCUAAGCCAACAUUAACACUUAGUUCUCACUUAGGGCAAAAUGCUGGCUUAGGGGAGGGGUAGGUGGGCAGUUUCAAUCCGGCUUUGUUUGUUUGUUUCAUGCCCUGUUCAGCCUGUUUGUGUAAAAAAUGCACUUUAUUUGAGUGUCAAUGUUGUAUUUAAAGUACUAAUUAGGGACACUACUUGACCACCAGUUUACACGGUUUAAGCGCCCCUACUGACUAAGCUAAUCCUGAUUGUCCUGAUUUCUAAUCGCACCUUCUGGCUAAAGCUCUCACGUUUGUAAAUCCACUUUUCAGAUAGAGAAGGAUGAUCACCUUUUGGAGCGGAUUGAACAGAGACAAACUGUGCGACAGCAGCGACUUAGAGACUACUGUGAGAAGCACGCUUCAAGCAGAAAUCGAAGCGAUCAAUACAAUCAUCCUGUAAUUGUUAACGAUGAGUACAAAGUAAUCUUCUGCUAUAUUCCCAAGGUGGCUUGCAGUCAAUGGAAACGUGUCUUUCUUGCUCUUGAUAACCGCACCGAUGUGGAUGAUGUGCAUGAUGACAAACAUUAUAAAUUUCUCUUAUAUGAUUAUUCGGACGAGGAUAUUAAAGUGAGGCUAAAAUCUUACUUUAAGUUUCUAUUUGUUCGCGAACCACUCGAGAGGCUUUUGUCAGCCUACAAUAACAAGUUUGUAAACAACAAAUGGCCUUGGAGAAUAAUUCAAAGUUAUAAAACGAAAAUUUUGGAAAGAUACAAACAAGAUGAACUUAGCUCCAAUAGUUCUGACCAGGAUCUUACUUUUAAGAAGUUCAUUUAUUAUGUGAGUGAUGUUGGGUUUGAUACAAAUGCACACUGGCGAUCGUACGGCCCAAUUUGUCACCCGUGUGAUAUAAAGUACGAUUUCAUCGGUCAUUUUGAGGACAUGCCAGAAGAAGCACCUUAUAUCCUACGGCAAACAGGAAUGGAUCGAGCGGUGACCUUUCCUCCGUUUCUUACCCACAAUACUACAAGUCAACUUCUUAAAAGCUAUGCCCCGAUACCCAAGGAGAAGAUCGCUCAGCUGGGUAAGGCCUUUGAAGAAGACUUUAAAAUAUUUAAUUACGGUUUCCCAGGGCCUCUAUCUGAUCUCAUGCACGAUUGA